CCCUCCCCCUGUUUGUCGCUCCGUUGCCGCAGUGAAGGAAACCCCUCUCUCCUCUGGUGUCUACGUCGCUCUCCCGCCUGUCCUUUUAUGGUAUGGGGAUACCCGCCGUCACAACCGGAAGCAGCCCAUGUUUGGGCAGCUACGAAGCUCGCGGCGGGGGGAAUCCCUCGCGCCGGUGCCGACCAAUAAGGCCGAGCCUGGAGUUACCUAAGAGACGGAGAGUAUAAAAGGGGCCGCGAGCAGAGAGAGCCCAGCAUCCUCAGCAUCACCGAGCUCAGUAACGACUCACCGGCAGCUCCUCACGGAUUAAUAACGGCUCCUUAACCGCCGCGAGGGAAUCCCCGACACCGACCGAGCUUUUAAUCACUUCACCUGACACCGCGUGGUAAACUGCGGCUUCUGCACACCUUUAUCACGCACCUUUAUCACGCACCUUUAUCACGCACAAUAACCCGCAAUGCUUCUGGAGCGCGAGGACAGCUUCAUGUCGGAGUUUGAGGACGCGUGCAGCGCCUGGGUGGACAGUGUGGGCUCGAGCCCCAGCGACGGAGCCGACUCUGACGUGGGAUCACCUUUCUGUCAAGUUUUCUCUCCGGGAACUGACGCCUCUGACUCAGAUUUCUUCUCCGACUUCAGCGACUGCUCCUCGGACACACUCUCGCCCUCUCUCGGCUACACCGGCAGCUUCUUCACGGAACCGGAGCCGGUACCGGCAGCAGCGGGGCUGAGCAGCACCGCGGACGCGAUCCUCAACAUGAUCACAGAGAUCGUCGGGAUCUGCACCGAGAUGGAGCAGCAGGGCGACACCGGCUCUCUCCGCGAGUCCAGCCCGCCCUCUGCAGCGCCCUCCCCGGCUGCAGCCUCCUCCUCGCCCCCGCUCUUCGCUCCGAGCUCCGACCUCAGCAUCCCUCCUCUGGCCGCAGCCCAGCAGCUGCCUCCCGCCACCAUCUCACACCCAGUGGUGGUUAAAAGCGAGUUUGUGAGCUCCAGCUGCAGCAGCGGGUGUGGACAAUCUUCACUGCCCGGGAAUGAUGCUUUAUACCCGGCCAGCACCGACUCUCUCCUCCCGCUGCCGGCUCUGGAGCAACAGGUGGAUGUGGCUGAUUUCAUCGACUCUCUGCUGAGCUCCGAGGCCGGCCUGUGCGAGCUGAAGCCCGGCUGUGAGGUGAAGCAGGAGCCGCUGGGUCUGGAGGACUGGUUGAAGAGUUUAGCGGUUGCUCCGGUUACCGGAGGAGAUUCCACCAGCUACGUCAUCAACAGACCGGUCGUCAAGACGGAGCUCGUGCCCUCCACCCUGGACGCGCACCUGCUCUCCUCCCUCCUGCAGGGCGCGUUCCCGAUAGUCAACAUCAGCAGUGUGCACGCGGCAGGAGCCCCGAAGCUGUCACGCGGGGGCAGAAGAGCUCCCGCCAAGAACGGGCUGAAGGUGAAACCGUUCCCGUGCUCCGUGCAGGGCUGCGAGCGCCGCUUCUCGCGCUCUGACGAGUUGAACAGGCACGUGCGCAUCCACACGGGUCAGAAGCCCUUCCAGUGCACCAUCUGCGCGCGCAGCUUCAGCCGCAGCGACCACCUGACCACGCACACGCGCACGCACACGGGGGAAAAGCCCUUCUCGUGCGAUGUGUGCGGCAAGCGCUUCGCGCGCAGCGACGAGAGGAAGAGGCACGGGCGCGUGCACGUCAAGCAGCAGCUGCGUGCGCAGAUGAUGGCCGCCUACUCUCUGGCUCUGAACGCGCCCGGUGUCUGAACGGUGGCCGGUGAGGUCAGUUAAAGCUUCAGGAUUUGAACCGUCAACCGGAAACCGUCAGAGACGUUUCCCUGUGACGUCACACUGCCAGGAAGGUGUUUGGAGGUUUCAGAGGACUCUGGGUUCUGGUUCUGGUCCUGGUCCUGGUUCUGGUUCUGGUUCUGGUUCUGGUCCUGGUUCUGGUUCUGGUCCUGGUCCUGGUCCUGGUCCUGGUUCUGGCUGCAGUGGACUGCAGGAGGACUGUGGGUGAGACAGCUGAUGAAGAGGAUUGAGAGAGGAAGGUGGACACGGUGCUGCUCACUGUGUGUGUAUAAUAGUGACCUUCGACCUUUGUGCAUGAAGACAAACUGGACUGAUUGAUUGAUUGCUGAUUGGUGAUUGAUUGAUUGAUUGAUGAUUGAUCUGUUGCACUCACAUGUUUUUAUCUUUUCUGUAUGAAUCUAUUUUUCUACCUGUUUUCCAACCCGUGUAUAUUUGUAGAGGAGAAGAAGAACCUUUCUACAGCCGAUCAAUGAUGUCAUUUUCUAUGAUUGUAAACAGACUGAAUGAACUUUGUUCUAUAACUUUCAUUCUGAUGUUGGGGGGGCGGUGUUGGUACAAAGCACUGGUGCAUUGUGGGAUACGUAGUCUGGACUGUAAAGAUACACUCAGCUCAGUGUGAGCUCUCAGUAGCACCUCGCUGUGCAGCUUAAUGUUCCCUCGUUGUGCAUGGAGGUCAAUAAACAAACAAACAAACAACAAACAACA
This is a messenger RNA of Dicentrarchus labrax (European seabass), 2494 nucleotides long. RefSeq names its product early growth response protein 1-like. The record is from RefSeq and is a predicted model, not a curated record. Gene Ontology annotation, molecular function: RNA polymerase II cis-regulatory region sequence-specific DNA binding; DNA-binding transcription factor activity, RNA polymerase II-specific. Gene Ontology annotation, biological process: regulation of transcription by RNA polymerase II. The transcript is spliced from 2 exons. Bases 458 to 1747 code for a protein of 429 amino acids. NCBI's taxonomy places the organism in Eukaryota, Metazoa, Chordata, Actinopteri, Moronidae.